AUGAACAUGCUGAUUGCUGGGGUGGAAGGUCCUACAGUUGUGUUUCUGAUGGUGGCUUUUUCCUUCUGUUACAUCAGGGACACGUACAGUUCUCUGUCUUACCACAGUUCUAGCCAGCUUGAGGCCAAGCAGCUACUCUCGAGUUUGGACCUCAGCGAAGCAGAAGAGAAGACUGAAAUAACGGGCCGUAUGGUACAUGACCGAGAUGAACGGGAUCUCCGCAGCAGAGGUUUUGGAAGCCCAUGUUCUGCUGCUGCAGACGAGACUGUUGUUAGGUAUUUGAAUGACCGACCGGCGAUUGAUGCCUUGCAGAAUACCGAGGCAUUUCUUAAGGUUGCAACACCCCUGAGACUGGAAGAGGAAAAAAGUAGUGGCUCCAGAGGAGAUGAGAGUAGCACUAAAACUCCUCAGAGUAACACAUCCCAUGAGAGUGAACUGAAAGUGUCUUCCCCUUCUGCCACGAGUAGCUGUAGUGCUCACAGGCUGGAAAUCUUGAAACGGCGGCAGCACGAUGCGAAGCUGGAGAAGCUGAAGGAGCGGAUUCGAAAGCAGUGGGAGCAUUCUGAAGAGCUCGGUGGCAGAGGGCAGCACUCGGGGUAUGCUGAGCAACCUGUCGUGAUCACGAACGUGGAGAGCGCGGUGACUCCCAAAGUCAGGAAAGUGGCAGCUGCGCCUGCGGCUCCAUCAUACAGAGGUUUCAAUCCUGCCGAAACAAAGAUUCGCACUCCAGAUGGAAAGAUCUGGCACGAGGAAGAAUUCCGCAUUAGUCGGGAGCUGUAUAGGGAUAUAGCACUCCAGUUAACAGGGGAUUCAACAGUGAAAGAAAAACCUAUUGAGAGAAACAAAGAGAAAAAAGCAACCAGACCAGUACGGAAAGUGCAAAAGCUGACACGGUUGUCAAGUCCAGAGUCCAAACAAGGUGGAAGCUAUGUAAUAAGUGCAUCCUCCUGGCGGGAGGGACAAAAGUUGGUAAAAAAGAUACUGGGUCCAGGUCCCAGAAUAGAACAGGACAGAAGAGCUGUAUCUAGUGACAGAACAGGACGAGAGCGAGCUGCCAAGCCUGGCUGUAUUGGAAGGACAGGUUCAGAUUCCAGACUGGAUGUUACCUGCAAAACCUCUUCUAGAAGUUCUGAAAGGUCGAGGAGUAAAGUUCGGUCUGAGAAUAACCUGAAGAAACUGGAAGUUGCUCUUCCUGAUGAUAACCAGGAAGAUCAUGCCUCUGUAAAUAAGGACUUCCUGCCUGUGGAGAUACGCGGAAUUCUCGAUGACUUGCAGUUGGAUUCCAUGAGUACAAAGCAAGAGAAAGAGGUGGAAAAGCAGAAUCAGAAAUCUGUUUUGCCUACUCAAAAUGCCAGGAGCCACAGUCCAACCAAAAGGAAACCGGACAAGAUAGCUGCCAGCGAGGAGCCGCAGGUGAUCUCCAAGAAACGUCACUACGAUACCGAUGAGGUUCGGCAGUACAUCAUCAGGCAGCAAGCGGAGAGGAAGAAGAAGCAGAAUGAAGAGAAGAAAGCGCAAAAGGAGGCAACAGAACAGAAGAACAAAAGGCUCCAAGAGCUCUACAGAAAGCAGAAGGAGGCUUUUACUAAGGUCAAGAACAUGCCUCCUCCAGAGCCUUCGGCAGCCAGACGGUUACAGGAGACCUAUUCGAAACUCCUGCUGGAACGUACGUUUUUGCAGGAGCCACCUCAGCUGCCUACGGUGCAGGAAGCGCAGCCCAGACCUGGUUAUCAGCCAUCUGGGGAAUCCGACAAAGAAAACAAGGCUCAGGAGCGUCCUCCUAGUGCAUCUUCAAGUAGUGACAUGUCGCUUUCGGAACCACAGCAGCCGCUACUGAGGAGUGAUUUGAUGGAGCCUCCGUGGGUACAGCCGGACAGGUUGAGCCCCAGAGUCCACCCCUCUCACCUGCAGGCUGUCAUGGGCUCAGGUGCAGGCCCUUGCUCCCAACACUGGAGUCUGGAGCAGAUGGACCUUCUGUCCAAGGAGUGUGACGCAAUGUUGGCAGGCAGGAGGAGCCACGCUGCGCCCGUGGGAUCGUUGGCCUUCAUGCCUCAGCCAUACCUGAACCCACCCGCUGCACAGCAAAAUCUCUUAGUAAAACCUACUACUAACCAAUAUAAGAGCAAAUUAGAUCGGAUUGAAGCUUUGAAAGCUACCGCUGCUUCCCUUUCUAGCAGGAUCGAAAGUGAAGCCAAAAGGUUGGCUGGGGCUGGUAUCAAUUACGGAACCGUGUGGAACUCGGACCAUGAAUUUAUGCAAGAAAACCAGGAUGAAGGGCGGUGGGCAAAGGCUGUGAGUCCUCCUGUGCGAGAGGAAAACGAAGAUGCUUUUUCAUCCAGAAUUCAAAAAAUGCUGGGUACCUGCGUGUCUCAUACAGCCUUCGAUGACGGCCUUCCUGGGGUAGGCAACCUUAGUGAAUUUAAAAAGCUCCCCGAGACGAUCAGGCCUCACACUGCUGCAGUCAGCCUUGGAAUGAGGUCCCCCACUGCUAACAGGCAUGAGGGAAUACUAGGACAUUUAUCUAGGAGACAGACUGACUCCCCGGGGCGUGAAAACCAGGCCUAUGCUCCGAACAAAGCUGCGAUUCCUCACGAGUCCAGCAUCGACUCCAUCAGCGAAGGGCCUCUCCUGAGCGAGGGAAGCCUCUCUGAAGAGGAAGGAGGCCAGCACAAGCAGUUGCCGCUGAAGAUGCUGGAGACCUUGAAAGAGAAGGAUUUCUGCGUUCGGGAGAGAAAUGCUUUUGAGCCCAUAAAGGAGUUUCAGAAGGAAGCUGAGAAGUACUUGCCGCUUUUCACUCAGGCAAGCGGCGCACACAGCAAGGGGCCGUGGGAGGAACUGGCCAAGGGAAGUCCCCACAGCGUCAUCAACAUCUUUGCAAAAAGUUACCGGCUUCAUGGAAAAGUGUUUGAUGAAAGGUUGAACGGAGGCUCUGCCCUUCUGCGUCCUUUACUCCCUGCCAUGAGCCCUCCGGAGAGCGUGGUUUCUUACGAAGAUGAUUUCGCCUCGUCGCAGGGAAGUGGCACGUUAACGGAAAAAAAAAUUGCACAUGACCUCAGCGUUUCUGGCAGUAGUAAUUCCAGCAUCCAGGAAGAACUUCCUAGUAGGAAGUCUCCCCAUGAACCUCGAUCUGCAGAGCUUGCUUCUCAGUAUUCAUCUGGACCACGGUCUGCAGCGUCUUCUCGCUCAUCUGCUUCCUCUAAAAAGAGAGGGAAAAAGGAACGGUUGGACUCUUUCAGUGGAAGUUCUCACCACUUUCCUGUGGAAGACGAUAAAAUGCUCUCUGAGUUAGAGUGGGGAUCCCAGCACACCAAGAAGUCCUUAUCGAGCAGCAGAAUUUCUAGUAAAGAUCACGAGCAGAACCCAGAUACAGACAGCACGUUAGAAAACUUGUCUGGUCACUCUCUAAUGAGUUUCUCAGACAAGGGAAGAUCCCAGAAGACACCGACUUCUUCCCCAUCUUCCGGUUCCCAAAAAAUGUUGCAGUUUGAUUCUGGAGGCAAUACAGCAGAAAGAGUCAAGUCACCUGCUGGCUUUUCUGGGAAUACAGCACCAGGGCUGAAGCCUAACGUAGUCUUCCCCGACCUGAGCCUGGGAACUAGCCGGGUGGCCGCAGGAGCAGCCACAGCGGGCGGCUGUAUGCGCUUCUCCCCCGCGGGUCUUCAGCAUCGUUUAUCAGCAGAAUUGAACUACCUCAGUGCUAUUGAGGAGUCUGUGCGACAGCUUUCAGAUGUAGAACGAGUACGAGGCAUAUCACUUGCGCAGCAGGAGAGCGUUUCUUUGGCUCAGAUUCUAAAGGCACAGCAGCAGCGCCAUGAACGGGACUUAGCCCUUUUGAAGAUCAAGGCUGAUCAGGAAGCUUUGGAAAAUCAGAGACAACUGGACGAGGCAAGGCAGAAGGCAGCUCAGGUGCACGCAGAGUCACUGCAGCAUCUGGUGCAGUCCCGGCAGGAGGCCGCGCAAGAGACCCCGUGCAAGGCUGCAGCCAAGCAGGUAGAAACUGCACUUCUUACUGCAGAUCCAGCUCACCAGGUCCGUGAGAUGACAGAGUUAGCACGGACCCAGAUCUCGGAUCCUGUCAGCACUCCAGCUGCUCCAGUCUCCACCUUGUUCGACCACCAGCGGCAGCAUCAUUCGGAGUUCAUGAAGCAGCUGAGGGCCCGGUCUGAUACAAACAGGAAAUGUGAGUCUGCUGCCAUGUCACAAGGUAAAGAGGAGACAGGUGACUCAAAGCAGACAUACUCACCGAUGUUUGAUAGUUACUCAGAGUCCUCAAGAUCAAAGGUUCAUGAUCAGAGCAGUACCAGCAGCCGCCAGGAGAGUCCUUCAGUCCCGUCUUCUAAGGAGAACGAGAAGAAACUUUCCCGUCGCGAAAAGCUGAGUAGCAGUAUUGAAGAACAGGCUCAUACUGGUGUGGAUGACUCCUUGCCCAGCGAUAGCCUUUUAUCACUGCCGGAUGAAAAAGAUUCCGCUUCUGUUGCAACAGAGUAUUCCCUGAAAUUUGAUGAGUCCAUGACGGAGGAUGAGAUUGAAGAAAAGUCUUUCCGGUCUUUGCUGCCCUCUGAAAGUCAUCGCAGAAAUAACUUGGAGAAGAAACGGGGUAACCGGGAUGAUUCUGAUGAGGAGGUGUCCCCAGAAAAAACAGCUCUGUCAUCUAUCAAGGAGCUAAGCAUGCCGUUCUCAGGGGGGCAGGAUAGUUUCUCUAAAUUUACCAUGGAGAUGGUAAGGCAGUACAUGAAAGAGGAGGAGAUGCGAGCGGCUCAUCAGUCCUCACUGCUUCGGCUCCGGGAGAAGGCGCUGAAAGAGAAGACCAAGGCUGAAUUAGCGUGGCUGGAACACCAGAAGAAGCAUUUACGAGACAAGGGCGAGGAUGAUAAGAUGCCUCCGAUUCGGAAGAGGCAGCGUGGUCUGCUGCUGAGAUUACAGCAGGAAAAGGCAGAAAUUAAGCGCCUUCAAGAGGCUAACAAGGCUGCUCGGAAGGAGAGACAACUGAUCCUUAAGCAGCAAGCGGAAAUAGAGCGAAUCCGUCAGACUACAAUGAAACUGCAGGAGAAACUAAAGUCUGCAGGAGAAAGCAAGCUGGAACUUCACAGUGAGGAUGACAUCAAGCAGAGCAAUGGUUCCAGCCCGCUUCCGACUGAUGCAGAAACACGCAGCCCUUCCCCAAUCUCAAUCUCCAGCAGUGAGACUAGUAGCAUUAUGCAGAAACUCAAAAAAAUGCGCAGCAGAAUGGAUGAAAAGUAA
Messenger RNA from Eurypyga helias (sunbittern), 5241 nucleotides. RefSeq names its product centrosomal protein 350kDa (gene CEP350). Bases 1 to 5241 code for a protein of 1746 amino acids. Gene Ontology annotation, cellular component: centrosome. NCBI's taxonomy places the organism in Eukaryota, Metazoa, Chordata, Aves, Eurypygiformes, Eurypygidae. Gene Ontology annotation, molecular function: microtubule binding. The record is from RefSeq and is a predicted model, not a curated record. The transcript has 22 exons. Gene Ontology annotation, biological process: microtubule anchoring.